AUGGCGUCCCUAUCGAUGGCCCCCGUCAACAUCUUCAAACAUGGAGCGGACGAAGAGAAAGCAGAAACUGCUCGACUGUCGUCCUUUGUUGGAGCCAUCGCCAUCGGAGACCUGGUGAAGAGCACUCUGGGGCCAAAGGGGAUGGAUAAGAUCCUGCUGAGUGGGGGGAAAGGCAGCACACUGAUGGUGACCAACGAUGGAGCCACCAUCCUAAAAGCCAUCGGAGUCGACAACCCAGCAGCCAAAGUUUUAGUCGACAUGUCGAAGGUCCAGGACGACGAGGUGGGAGACGGGACCACCUCCGUCACCGUGCUGGCCGCCGAGCUUCUGCGGGAGGCGGAGCUUCUCAUCGCCAAGAAGAUUCACCCACAGACCAUCAUCUCCGGCUGGAGGAAAGCCACUCAGCUGGCCAGAGAGGCUCUGAGGGACGCGGCGGUCGACCACAGCAACGACCCGGCCCGUUUCCAGGAGGACCUGCUGAACAUCGCCCGCACCACGCUGUCCUCCAAGCUCCUGACCCACCACAAAGACCACUUCGCCAAGCUGGCUGUGAACGCCGUCAUGAGGCUGAAGGGCUCCGGGAACCUGGAGGCCAUCCACGUCAUCAAGAAGCUGGGGGGCAGCCUCACCGACUCCUACCUGGACGAAGGUUUCUUGUUGGACAAGAAGAUCGGAGUGAACCAACCAAAGAGGCUGGAGAACGUCAAGAUCCUGAUCGCCAACACUGGCAUGGACACUGACAAGAUCAAGAUUUUUGGCUCCAGGGUUCGUGUGGACUCCACAGCGAAGGUGGCUGAGAUCGAGCUGGCAGAGAAAGAGAAGAUGAAGGAGAAGGUCGACCGGAUCCUGAAACACGGCAUCACCUGCUUCAUCAACAGACAGCUGAUCUACAACUACCCGGAGCAGCUGUUUGCUCAGGCGGGCGUCAUGGCGAUCGAGCACGCAGACUUCGCCGGCGUGGAGCGCCUGGCUCUGGUCACUGGUGGGGAGAUAACCUCCACCUUCGACCACCCCGAGAUGGUGAAGCUGGGCCACUGCAAGCUGAUCGAGGAGGUGAUGAUCGGGGAGGACAUGCUGAUCCACUUCUCUGGAGUUGACAUGGGCGAGGCGUGCACCGUGGUCCUGCGUGGAGCGACCCAGCAGAUCCUGGACGAGGCGGAGCGCUCUCUGCACGACGCGCUGUGCGUGUUAGCACAGACGGUGAAGGAGCCGCGCACCGUCUACGGAGGAGGCUGCUCCGAGAUGCUGAUGGCCAAGGUGGUGACUGACCUGGCCAACCGGACGCCAGGAAAGGAGGCGGUUGCCAUGGAGUCCUUCGCCAAGGCCCUGAUGAUGCUGCCCACCAUCAUCGCCGACAACGCGGGCUACGACAGCGCAGACCUGGUGUCCCAGCUGAGGGCGGCCCACCAGGAGAACCGCUCCACCAGCGGCCUCAACAUGCUGGAGGGCUCUCUGGGAGACAUGGCGGAGCUGGGCGUCACCGAGUCCUUCAUGGUGAAGCGCCAGAUGCUGCUGAGCGCCUCCGAGGCCGCCGAGAUGAUCCUGAGGGUGGACAACAUCAUCAAAGCCGCGCCCAGGAAGAGGGUCCCGGACCACCACCCCUGCUAGAGGACUGUCCUUAUUUAUCACCUCUGGAGCUGCGACUAGCAAACGCUCCGCUGUAGUUCUUUUGUUUGUUUCCACUCUGUGGAGGCUGUGUGGCGUCAUGAAACCGGUCAACAACGUUUAGAGAGGAAGUCUGGACGGCGUUUGUUUUGUUUACUGAAAUAAAUUAACCAAUCCUCACCA
Molecule: messenger RNA, 1788 nt
Organism: Menidia menidia (Atlantic silverside)
Lineage: Eukaryota; Metazoa; Chordata; Actinopteri; Atheriniformes; Atherinopsidae
Source: the annotation of a GenBank genome assembly